Molecule: messenger RNA, 4096 nt
Organism: Gavialis gangeticus (Gharial)
Lineage: Eukaryota; Metazoa; Chordata; Crocodylia; Gavialidae
Gene: LOXL2
Product: lysyl oxidase like 2
Exons: 14
Coding region: 251-2578 (775 amino acids)
Biological process (GO): peptidyl-lysine oxidation
Cellular component (GO): membrane
Molecular function (GO): protein-lysine 6-oxidase activity; copper ion binding
Source: RefSeq, a predicted model, not a curated record
AACUCCAGUGAAAUUUGCCGGGGGGAAGCAGCACCAGGGUUUCUGCAGCUCAUUUCUGUGGCUGCAGGAUAUUUUAUAAAGUGGAGGGGACCACUUAGAGGCACUCUUAGCCCAGGAGAGGAACUUCAGCACAAAGAGCGAAGGAACAGAGGUCACCCCCAAAUCAUCCUACCACUAACUUUGAGGAAAGCCACUCACUGAAGGGUAGCUGCUAGAGAGGAGUUGGCUCUGAGAACGGAGACCUUGGAACAUGGAAAGAUCCCUUGGUUUCAUCUAUAACCACUGCAUUGUUAUGCUGUUCCUCUUCAGUUCCCUGAGCUCGCUAGGUCUUGCCCAGUAUGGGUACUGGCCAUACUCUGGCUACCCUGAGCAACCUGCACAAGAACAACAUCCUCAGCGGCCAGCGAAUGUCCCCAAGAUUCAGCUGCGGCUGGCAGGGCAGAAGAGGAAGCACAACGAAGGGCGAGUGGAAGUGUUUUACAAUGGCGAGUGGGGCACAGUGUGCGAUGAUGACUUCUCCAUCCACGCUGCUCACGUAGUGUGCAGAGAGUUGGGCUAUGUGGAGGCUGUGUCCUGGCUCCCAGGCUCGAAACAUGGAAAGGGAGAAGGCAAAAUCUGGCUGGACAAUGUCCAUUGUACUGGCAGAGAGACCACUUUGGCAGAAUGCAACUCAAAUGGUUGGGGAGUCACUGACUGCAAGCACACCGAAGAUGUAGGAGUGAUUUGCAGUGAAAAGCGAAUCCCUGGCUUCAAGUUUGACAGUGCAUUGCUCAACCAAAUAGAGAAUAUGAACAUCCAGGUGGAAGAUGUAAGAAUCCGAGCGGUUCUCGCUACCUACCGCAAGCGCGUGCCAGUCACGGAGGGUUACGUGGAGGUGAAAGAAGGAGGGAACUGGAAGCAGAUCUGUGACAAACACUGGACCACAAAAAAUUCCCGAGUCAUCUGUGGCAUGUUUGGCUUUCCAGGCGAGAAGAAAUAUAACGCCAAGGUCUACAAGAUGCUUGCCAAAAAGAAGAAGCUAAGCUACUGGGGUUACUCCGUGGAGUGCACUGGCAAUGAGGCUCAUAUCUCCAGCUGCAAACUGGGCAGUCGUCUCAAUGUGGACAAUAAAAAUAAUGUCACCUGUGAGAAUGGGAUGCCUGCUGUGGUGAGCUGUGUGCCAGGCCGGGCCUUUGCUCCCAGCAGCAAUAAUGGCUUCCGAAAAGCUUUCAGGCAGGAGCAGCCCUUGGUCAGGCUGAGAGGUGGGGCCAAUACUGGAGAAGGAAGAGUUGAAGUGCUGAAAAAUGGGGAAUGGGGAACUAUUUGUGACGAUAACUGGAACCUGAUUUCAGCCAGUGUGGUCUGCCGAGAGCUGGGCUUUGGGAGUGCCAAGGAAGCUAUCACAGGUGCAAAGCUUGGGCAAGGGAUCGGUCCUAUUCACCUAAAUGAAAUAACAUGUACAGGGUCAGAAAAAUCCAUCACGGACUGCAAGUUCAAUACGGAGGCGCUGCGUUGUAAUCAUGAGGAAGAUGCUGCUGUAAGGUGCAAUGUUCCAGCCAUGGGUUUCCAGAAUCAGCUGCGUCUGAGUGGUGGCCGCAACCCAUACGAGGGCCGGGUAGAAGUCCUCAUGGAGCGCAAUGGGACCUUGAAGUGGGGGACAGUCUGCAGCGAGAACUGGAGCACCGUGGAAGCUAUGGUGGUUUGUCGCCAGUUGGGCCUUGGUUUUGCUAGCCAUGCCUUUCAGGAAACUUGGUACUGGCAUGGAGACAUCAGUGCUGAUGAUGUCAUUAUGAGCGGCGUGAAGUGUUCAGGCACGGAGAUGUCCCUGGGUCACUGUCGGCAUGAUGGUGCCAGAGUUUCAUGUCCCAGGGGUGGUGGCCGCUUUGCUGCAGGAGUUUCCUGCUCAGAAACUGCCCCUGACCUGGUGCUCAACGCUGAGCUGGUGGAGCAAACCUCCUACCUGGAGGACCGGCCAAUGUUCAUGUUGCAGUGUGCGCUGGAGGAGAACUGCCUGGCUUCCUCUGCCGCCAACACAUCCAUUACCUCAGGCUACCGGAGGCUCCUGCGGUUCUCCUCCCAGAUCCACAACAACGGGCAGUCUGACUUCCGCCCAAAGAAUGGCCGCCACGCCUGGAUCUGGCAUGACUGUCACAGGCAUUAUCACAGUAUGGAAGUCUUCACACACUAUGAUCUGCUGAACCUCAAUGGGACCAAGAUAGCUGAAGGACACAAAGCCAGUUUCUGUUUGGAAGACAGUGAAUGUGAAGCAGAUGCGCAGAAACAGUAUGAAUGUGCCAAUUUUGGUGAACAAGGGAUCUCAGUUGGAUGUUGGGAUGUGUAUCGCCAUGAUAUUGACUGCCAGUGGAUUGAUAUUACUGAUACUCCACCAGGAGAUUACCUCUUCCAGGUGGUCAUCAAUCCAAACUAUGAAGUUGCGGAAUCUGAUUAUUCAAACAAUGUGAUGAAAUGCAGGAGCCGAUAUGACGGCCAGCGCAUCUGGAUGUAUAACUGCCAUAUAGGUGGCUCCUUCAGCGAAGAAACAGAAGAGAAGUUUGAUCAUUUCAGCGGACUGACAAAUAAUCGCGUGUCCACUCGAUAGAACAGCCUUGCCUCGCCCCCCACUCUAUUUAAGGAAGCAGGGAUGCCUCUCAGUGACUUCCCUAACCACUGCACAGAAAAAGAAUCAAGCAAGCAAUCAUGAACUUAAGUUAGCUGUGUAAGUUAUUUUCAGUGAUGCCCUCCAUACUUAUUCCAGGUGCUCAGCACAAUAAGGAGUUAACUCUGUAAUCCUCAUCCUUAAUGUUCUGAUUUUGGACCAGGCUGUAGUUCCACUAGGCCCUACUCCUCUAAAAAUCGGGCUGCAUAUUCAUCUAUCUGUCCAGUCUUACCUUUCACUAGAGCUCCCUUCCUCUCUUUCAAAUCUUCUAGGCUGCAGCUAGCAGAUUAUGGGUAUGGUGGUUGCAUUUGGGUGAUGAUAAUAGGCAUGCAUUUCUGUAUUCCACUUUUAAAUGCACUUCAACCUUGGCUGCCUUAUCCCCUUCUCGCAAUAUUUUAGCUUUAAGUCAAGUCUGAGCAUGCCCCGAUGCAAAAACCUACAUUUGUGAUAUAGCUUCUUGGAAAUAAUGCCAUACAAAUACCCAGUUUAGCAAGGAAGUGGCCAGUAUGUCUGUCUAAGAGAAAAACUGGAGCAGCCUUUCUGAGAAAAGAGGGGAGAAAGCGUAAUGUAAUGCUGUGGCACAAUUUCUAGAUCCAAAUACAACUUGCAUCGCAAUCUUCUUAACAUCUAAAGCAGGCCCUCUCAGCACUGUGUACUUACACAGUGCUGAGAUUCCCAGACCUCUACGAAGCAACAACUCAUUCAUGAAAUCUCGUAUGCCUCCUUGUGGCAAGAGUCCACUAGAAUAUAUUUAUUUUCCACAGCAAGAUAAUUCACCCAAUCCUGCAUGCAGCUGUAUAUUUCCUUCCAGCACCUUUAAGCUGGAUAUUAGAUUGGUGCCUUUUCUGUAAAAGAUGUUAAAGUGCGACACCAAUAUACUUUGCAAAGAUAACUUAUUGGCCUUUUCUGUCACAGAUCUGGACCACAUGCUAUGUCAGACCACCCAUAAGUUGAUAACUUUUACACUUCCAUAACUGCAUAUUGGUGCUAACUGUACUCCUCUGUUUGUUUGAGGCAGAACAGUGUUUGCAGACACACACCUACUUGAAAUAAAAAUCUGUUUUGGGCAGAAGAAUGCUUUAUAUGCAAUGUAUGUGUAUUUUUGCUGAAUUCUGUCUCCUCUCCACUGUGUGGGUAGAGCCAAGGACUGUGUGUGUCAGGAUCUUUGGGUUCUACUCCCACUGGAUUGGACUUCAGGGAAAUCGUGUAGAGAGACACCAGUGGCUUGAAGUCCUUCAUCUUUAAAUACAGGUAUUGCACCAGGUCCUGUGGCACCAUGACACUAUUGUGGCCUUAAUUAUGUUUCAGCAUAGGAAUUCUCCCUCCCUUUGUGCGUGUUUAAAAAAGGAAAAAAGGACCCACAUGAACAGGAAACUGUGAAUUUGACUCAACAGCUAUGGCUGUUGAAUGCUAGACUUGCCUUAAGUGUGUAACAACAGAUUAAAUGGUUUCAGUCCGUUA